Harpegnathos saltator (Jerdon's jumping ant) is the source of this 4000-nucleotide messenger RNA. RefSeq names its product WD repeat-containing and planar cell polarity effector protein fritz (gene frtz). Gene Ontology annotation, biological process: cilium organization; establishment of protein localization; nervous system development. The transcript has 15 exons. The record is from RefSeq and is a predicted model, not a curated record. Bases 103 to 3870 code for a protein of 1255 amino acids. Gene Ontology annotation, cellular component: axonemal basal plate. Gene Ontology annotation, molecular function: protein binding. Lineage: Eukaryota; Metazoa; Arthropoda; Insecta; Hymenoptera; Formicidae.
UUAAAACGGAGCGAGCAUAGCCUGCGUUAGCGCAUGUUGUUGUUUAUUAUGUAGGGAUACAGGGUGCGUGUACUCUUGAUAGUUAACUGUGCUUCUGUCGUAAUGUUCGCGUUAAUGGGAGAGCUAAAUCUCUGGACCUUCGACGACAAUGUAAACAUAAGAGACACGGAUUUCGGUGCAUUCAAGUAUCAUGACAAACGAAUUAAUAGCACGCAUCAAGAAGGUAAAAGAUCCUACUGUGAAAAGCGUGAUAUGAUUUAUGUGCCAGUCAACAAGAAGGGAAAUAGAUUGAAGGAUUACAUCAAGUACUUGGAAGAUCAACUCAGGGACAAUUCUAUAAUUUAUUGUCAAUGGUACAGUGAUCGAAUCGCACAACUAAUGUUCAGCAACGGUUUAUUGGCGCAUAUACAAAUUUAUCCCUUCAGUGGUGACAUAGAGAAAAUUAAUUUUGACAAAUAUCUCGUAGGAAAAUUGUCAGAGCAUGCAUCAGACGUGAUAAUUACUAAAAGUCAUAUAGUUUGUACAUACAAUGAUAAUGAAGUAACAGUAGUAUAUUUGACAAAACCAAAAAGUCAUGUGUUUGACAAUAUCAACAAGCUAGAGCCUAAAUUGAGCACAACAGAUAUAUUUGUGCCCAAUGGACGUAAGUUGGAUAAGAAAGUUCAAGUAAACAAGUCAGAAGAUCUGAUAUUAAUUUGGUGGAAAUCCACAAUGAACGAAGUUUACCCGUGGAGUCCUGCUAUGAGAGAGUAUCAUCGUGCAAAUAUGCAUCUCUUUCGCCUCACAGGAACGAAAUUAGAAUCGUUGUGUUACAUACGCACUGAGUUUGAUCCCUUGUGUAUUACGUUUGAUGCAUGUGACGACAAUAUUAUUCAUUCGGUAGAGCAGAAAGUCUCGAGAAAGGGAGAAGUCACCGUAGAAUGGCGCACUUACGAGGUCUCUCAGCAGAACAAAUUACAGAGGAUCGCCGUGAUUUCCGUACCGUUGCCGACACACACGAGUUGCGUAAAAUUCUCGCCCAAUCAGGAAUUGUUGUUACUGUGUUGCAUCGACGGCACCAUCACGAUGUACGAUCCGACGAAGGCGAUGACCACGAGCGCGCGAGCAGCUUUCAUACCGACUUUAGCCGCUUGGCAUGGCGACGGCAUGAUAUUCGUGCUGGGCAAUGACAGGGGCCAGUUGCAGCACUUCAACAUCGCUCUGCAAUGUAUCAAGAGCCAGACGUUGAGUGACGAGGCGACGCCCGCCAACAUCCUCGACCUGUCGCCGUAUUUCAGAAACCAGCCCGCUUUGAUACACAUGGAGUGGAACAAAAAGAACAAUCCGAAUUACAUCGGCUUCUACAACAACGGCAAUUCUUUGUUCCUGUUGCUGUUCGAACGAGGACCGAUUGGUGUUCUCAAGGUGGUCGAAGGUGACAGCCUUACUGGCGAUGAACUAGUCCGAAGAUACUUGUCCGGCUGUCAAAUUAAGCAGGCGACUUACUUACUGCUGUCGAUGAACUGGGAUACGCAUCCACGCGCGUGCAUGCACUCACUCAAUCAGAUCUUAAAUUAUUUAUUCAAGUUACCGCUAACAACGAAUCACGACGGUCUGAUCCAAAACGCGCUAGGCAGCUUCCAUGUGCCCGCUAGGCCAAUAAGCCAGGCUGUCGAGGAGGAAUAUGGAAAUGAAGUACGGGACUUGACGAGACGAUACUUUCAUCGUUUGCUGAGGUACAGAAUGUUUGAGAAGGCCUUCAGACUGGCUAUCGAUCUAAACGAUCACGAUCUCUUCAUGGACAUACAUUUCUCCGCCGUGGCGUUGAACGAUACGGAACUGGCGAUCGCGGCCAAGGAGAGGGCCGAGAGUAUCUUGAGCAGAUCGAAUAGCCGUAGAAGCUCGCAUUCGACUUGCUCGAGAGCGUCGUGUUCCUUAUGCUCCGAUUCGAGCGACGAGAAGAACGAAGAGGUGGAAGAAGAAGAGGAGGAAGAAGAAACGUACAGCGAAGAAAGCGGCGAUUCUCGGAAGCAAGAACGGGCCAGUCUGGAACAGUCCAAAAGACACCACUACAGAAAAGCCGUCAACAGUCAAAUCCCACCUUUGCCGGUCGUCUAUCCGCAUCGCGAUCUCGAGAACACACUCCCUGGAUCCUACACCGACAUCCCAUCCAGCAACAAAAACGAUUACAAUCUGAUGGCUCCAUCUUUCGACGCUUCCAACAGCGGCAUUCUGACGACGGCAUCGUUCAACCACUCGUCACCGAUGUCGAUUUCCAGCUCGUUUCUCGCGUCGACUUCCUUCAACAAGCCGUUGUACAAGCCACACUCCAACUUCACCAACACGGCCAACACGGUGAACAUCAUCGACAGCUCCUCGGCUUUCAACAACGCGUCGGACGACCUGAUGACCACGUCGUUCGGCAGUCUGUCUCUCACCGAGUCAGAGGUGAUGGUCGACAAUCAGCCUGUCGAAGCCUUCGGUGAGAUAUCGUACGAUAAGCAAUCGUUGCUCAACGACGUACCGUAUUCCUUUAACGGCGCUCCUGCCAGCAUGAUGACCACUGCCUGUGCACAAGAGGACAGCUUUGUCUCGACCGCGUUCAACAAGCCAGUGUACAAGUCCGAGGAUGCUCGAGCCGAUUAUUCAGCAAGUUCCUUGGACGCUGUCGACAGUAACAUCAUGUCGACGUCGUUCAGCACUCGCGUCCCGAGCACUCUUAUCUCUCACAGUAAUCCCUUCAACGUGCUCACGACGAACAGCAAGUCCGAGACAACGUCCUCCGUGUCGCGGAACGUAAAGUCCUCUGAAAUGCCGGACAGUCCAUUAUCGAGGACUCUCAGCGAAGCUCUCGCCACGAACAAGUCGUCGUCCUCGACGUCGUCAAUUCUGUACGGUACCUGCAACAACCUGAUGUCUACCUCAUUCAACUAUUCCGAGGCCGACGAGACGGCCAUAAGCGACACGUACAUCGACGCGUUCAAUAACGGUAACGAUCAAACGAUCACACUGCAACAUCCUAUAACCGAGAAGAAAGAGACAAUCUUCAACAUUCCGCCGCCGCCACCCUCGCUGACGAGCUCUCGCGCCAAUUACCUGCGCGGUCUACCGAGGAAAAAUUAUUCCUUGUCCAGGAGUAACCCGGGCCUAACGAGUGACCUCGACGAGUCCGUUCACAAGUUUUCAUCGUACAAGGCAACGCACAUGUCAUCGCCGUCGCGCAUUCUCCAGAGGCAGAAUUCCGCGUCCAACAUCGCACAGAGCCAAAAGACGUCCUCCAAGAUCUACAGAUACAACUACGAUCUGGACUAUGUGUCUUUUCACCACGGUGCCGUCUGUGAUGAUGCGGAUCCACAACGUUCGCCGCAGACGGUUGCAACCGGCAGCAGGAAGUUCGACCCUCUGCAGAACUUCCAGCCCAGCUACAGUGUGCAACGUAGACUGCUUGAGAGCAGGCACCUGACGAGAUCCUCGCAAAGCAACGUGAACGUUAACACGAAUAAAGAGGCCAAGAUAUCCUGCAACGUGCCGCCUUUGCCGGUGAUCAACGUAUCCACCGCAAACUCGAAGAUCUAUGCAUGUACGCCGUUUGGUUGCGACGUGCCGAUGAAUUCCAACGAGAAGCCCAAGGUCAAGUUCUCAGAUACUGUCACUCACAUCUUAGUGCCUCCUGGCGCGGGUCAAGUACACAGACAAAAACGACCACCGCAAGUGCACUUGACAGAUCAUAAACGUGAAUUAGCUGAGAGUCUUCCACUGGGUCUGAGUAAUGAGGAUUACUCAAAAAAUCUCUCAUCAUUGUCUAAGGACGACACGGAUGAGAAAGUGAGGGAGACUCCCAAAUCUGACGACAGUACAAAGAUCAAAGUCGUGCAUUUUGGUCUGUUAUAACACCAAGAUGUCAAGAGAUAUAAUAAGACUGCAUCAUAAAAUAAUUUGUACGAAUAUUUUUGUAACUCCUCUAUGCACAUAUUUUAUAAUCUCUCUGCAAAAUUAAUAAAAAAAGAAAUGAAUUUCUUUC